AUGGACCUCGCAAAGAUUCUCGACGUUAACCUCAACCUGACCUUUUCUAGUAUCACUUUAGCCCUCGCCUGCCUGAUGACCGGAUACCUCACCGCCCUCGCCAUCACGCCUCCCAACCCCAACCCGGAAAACACCGACGUGGACGACCGCUACCGGCACAUCCUGACUCCGCAGACCAUUGCCCGGCGCAAACUGUUCUACACCGUGCUGUCCGUGUACCACGCCGUUCUCGUCCUGACGCAGCCCGGUCACGGUCACGGUCACGGUCCCGACUCGCCGAGUCUGCCUCUGGUGUGUCCGUUCCCAAGCAAUCUCAACCACUCCCUCCUGCUCACUUGGUCCCCGUACAUGCUCGUCGGCCUCGGGCUGGUAUGCUUCAUCGGGGUCCCGCUCCGCCUGGCCGCGUACAGAGCGCUCGGGCGCAAUUUCACCUUCACGCUCCAGAAGCCGUCCGAGCUGAACACGACGGGCCUGUACAGGUGGAUGCAGCAUCCGAGUUACACGGGCACGGCGCUCGUGAGGGGUGGAUGUAUGUGCAUUUUCCUGCGCUGGGAUGGGGUCCUGGGCUGUUGGAUUCCGCCGGCCGUCAGGGCGUGGCUGGACGGGUGGGGGUGGGCCAUGUAUGUGUUCAUGGGCGUUGUUGUGAUGCGCGCCGUGAGAGGGAGGGUCAGUGACGAGGAAAAGAUGCUUAAAGAAAAGUUCGAGGACACCUGGGUCGAGUGGCACAGGAGCACGAAACGUUUUGUGCCGGGACUCUUCUGA
Exophiala xenobiotica is the source of this 762-nucleotide messenger RNA. RefSeq lists its product as uncharacterized. The transcript has a single exon. Gene Ontology annotation, biological process: C-terminal protein methylation. The record is from RefSeq and is a predicted model, not a curated record. The coding region runs from base 1 to 762 and encodes 253 amino acids. Gene Ontology annotation, molecular function: protein C-terminal S-isoprenylcysteine carboxyl O-methyltransferase activity. Gene Ontology annotation, cellular component: endoplasmic reticulum. Lineage: Eukaryota; Fungi; Ascomycota; Eurotiomycetes; Chaetothyriales; Herpotrichiellaceae.